Molecule: messenger RNA, 618 nt
Organism: Medioppia subpectinata
Lineage: Eukaryota; Metazoa; Arthropoda; Arachnida; Sarcoptiformes; Oppiidae
Source: the annotation of a GenBank genome assembly
AACAUCGAUAAUGUGGACGAAGUGGUCAAACGUAUAACACUGUCGACUGAAAGGAAACCGGUUUCUGAAGAGAAUCUUCUGAUCGUUGAAGCGAUUCCUGAACUGUUGGAACCAAAGCAGAGAAUAUUCAAAGAAUUGUGUGAAACUUUUAAACACAAUAAGUCUGUAAUAUUUGUGACGAACACGUCUUCGCUUCCGUGCUAUGAAAUCGGCAAAUAUGUUGAUUGCAAAGACAGAUUCGGAGGUCUGCAUUUCUUCAAUCCGGUGCCUCUCAUGAAACUCGUAGAGAUUAUCAAAGUGAUGGACGGAACCAAUGAACACACUUUUGAAUCUCUUCAGCAGUUUGUCAAAGACAUUGACAAAGUGGGCGUCUCUUGUAAGGAUACGCCGGGAUUUAUUGUGAACCGACUACUGGUGCCGUAUAUGUUGGAAGCCGUCCGACUCUUGGAGAGAGGAGACGCCACCGCUCGAGACAUUGACAUUGCCAUGAAAUUGGGCGCCGGAUAUCCUAUGGGUCCCUUUGAACUGAUGGAUUAUGUCGGACUCGACACCAAUAAGUUCAUAGUGGACGCCUGGUCUGCGAGGGGUGACCCGAGUCUCACUAUAUAUAAGUCUAAA